This is a messenger RNA of Labrus bergylta (ballan wrasse), 2723 nucleotides long. RefSeq names its product inner membrane protein, mitochondrial (mitofilin) (gene immt). The record is from RefSeq and is a predicted model, not a curated record. Gene Ontology annotation, biological process: cristae formation. Gene Ontology annotation, cellular component: MICOS complex. Lineage: Eukaryota; Metazoa; Chordata; Actinopteri; Labriformes; Labridae.
UUUGACGCCACCAGAAACGGACAGAGAGGGAGAAGAAAAGAAAAAAGAGAGGAGGAGAAAAAGGGAAGAGCUAUUGUUUCUGUGAAGGUUAAAACUGUCCGGAUUAAAAAUAAAAAGUGAUCCAGCACCAUGCUGAGGGCCUGUCUGAGGGGAGCUAACGCCACUGCCCGGACGAACUUCAGGAGAUGUCGUCCAAACAACCUGCAGCAAUGCAGACACUACACUGCUGGAGAGCCCAGCGGUGGAGCUGCUAAAGUUGUAGCUGCUGGUCUGGUGACGGUGGGUGGGGGUGUUGGUGGAACGAUCCUCUACGCUAAGUGGGACCACAAGUUCAGAGCCACUGUGGAGAAAAACGUCCCGUACUCUGACCAGCUGCUAGGCCUGGCUUUAGGACCGCCCCUUCAAGAUGUCCGCUCUGAGAAACAGGUGGAGGUGGCCCAGCCUCCCUCCAUGAUGGAUAAAAAGGUGAAGACGUCCAAAUCAAAGUCAGAGAAGAAAGUCAAGGAGGAAGCAGCAGAGACCAGUCCUGCAGCACCCGUACAGAGUCUGGAGGAGGCUUCAGCAGAGGCGACUCACAUCAUCUCAGCCAUGGGUGAUGCUCCAUCAGUCCCUGCUCCCUGUGACACGGAGGCAGCAGCAGUCAAAGAGGAGUGUGCCGAGUGCCAUCACCAUGACGACAGCACAGUGUCAGCGGCUGUUCAGCCUGAAGCUACGGCUGCUGAAGCUGAACCUCUGAGAGAACGACCAGAAGAAGAAGUGACGGCCAGACUGGCUCUGCAGGACCAGCAGGAGCAGGACGUGCUCGCAGCGGUGUCUGUCAGUCUUGAGGACUCUCUAGCAAGCUCGGCUAAAGCGACCCUGCAGGCGAUAGGAGCUCAGGAGGCAGCUCUGCAGGCCGUCACACGACACACACUCAGACUAAAGGAGGCCAUGGAGGCAGAGGUUCCCCCUCAGGAGAAGUCUGCUCAGUGGAAAGAUCUGGAAGUUUCUCUGGCUGACAGAAACUCUGCUGUGGACGACGCUACAGCUGCUCUGUCCAAGGCCAAUGAGGCGUUGGACGGUCUGAAGUCGGUCAUCGAUGAGUCUAAAGGGCUGAAGGUCUCAGCUGUGCGUCCACUGGUUUUAGCAGCAGAGGAGAAUCUCCACAACAUGGUGGUGGACCUGGACAAAGCUGUUACCAAGAAGCAGACCGCAGAGUCGGAGGCUAAGAUCGUAUCUCAGUACAGCGAGCUGGUGAAUGAAGCUAAACUUCAGUUCCAGAAAGAAGUUAGCAGCCUGACUCCAGAGAUCCAGGCCAACUGGAAGUCCCUGACUGGUAAACUGUCACCUGACGACCUGAAUGCUCUGAUCGCUCACGCUCACCGUCGCAUCGACCAGCUGAACAGAGAGCUGGCGGAGCAGAGGGUCAGAGAGCAGAUCCACAUCGACUCGGCACUGGAGCAGCAAAAACUGGAGGACCAGAGAGCCCUGGAGAAGGCUGUCAGCACGUCCCUGCAGCACGUCAGGGAGGAGGCCCGGCUGGAUCAGGAGAGAAAGCUGUCUGAGCUCAGGGAGGUGAUGGAGGCGGAGAUGCGGACUCAGCUGCGGCGUCAGGCGGCUGCUCACACAGACCACGUCCAGGAUGUCCUUAAAGUCCAGGAGGCGGAGCUAAAAGCUGAUGCAGAGCAGGUGCUGAGCAGUAAGAUGUUGGAGCAGGAGACUCGUUUCCGUCAGCUGAGUCAGGAGCAGCUGGACAACUUCACUCUGGACAUGAACACAGCAUAUGCACGACUGAAGGGCAUGGAGGAGGCUAUCGACAGUCAUGUGAUCGCUGAGGAGGAGGCUCGUAAAGCUCACCAGCUGUGGCUCUCUGUCGAGGCUCUCAGCUACUCUCUGAAGUCUGCAGACACAGACUCCCCUUCCAUGCCUCUAGAGGGCGCCGCUCAGGCUGUGAAAGAAAGCUGCAGCGACAACGACUUCGCUCUGGCUCUGUCGUCGGCGUUCCCCCAGGAGUCCCUACAGCGAGGCGUGUACAGCGAGGCCUCGCUCCGCGCUCGUUUCAACUCCUUGAGAUCUCUGGCUCGCCGUGUCGCGCUCAUCGACGAAUCCCACAACUCCCUGUACCAGUACUUCCUGUCUUACCUGCAGGCCGCUCUGCUGUUUGAGGACAAACAGGCGGCCCCGCCCACCCAGCUGAGCGGCGAGGAUUUGGACCCGUUCAAGCUGCUGUCGUACGCAAGUUUCUGCUUGGAGCACGGCGACCUGGAGCUGGCAGCUAAACUGGUGAACCAGCUGAGAGGAGAGGCGCGCAGGGUGGUGGAGGACUGGCUGACCGAGGCCAGACUCACUCUGGAGACCCGGCAGGUCAUCAGUCUGCUGUCCGCAUACGCUAACGCCGUGGGCUUAGGAACCACGCAGGCUCCAUAGGACACCAUGUUAAAGGAACCAGCCAUCGUAAACCUGCGCUGUGUCGGACUGGCGCCCCCUGCAGGAGAGGGAGAGUCUUACACUCUGCAGAUUUCAGAGACUUGUUCCUUUAACAAAGCAAGCGAGGGAUGAUUUAAAGCACUAAGUCACUGUGGACGAGUCUGUAAGAAUAAUGAAGAAGCUCUUAGUGUAGUCGUUCUCAGGCUUCAGUUCAGAUAUUUAUUUGUGUUCAUGACCCUAACAUUGGUUAACACGCUCGUCAUGCUGCAUUUUAUUAUUGUCAAUACUGCACAUGUUACAAUAAAUCAUGAGAGGAA